AUGAACCUUUCUAAAUUUGCUAAGCACGCACUUACGUUUGCUGGUCCAUCACCGAUCCAACACAUGGAACGACUUUCUAAAGCCAUGGGAAACAAGGUGCAGUUGUACGCCAAACGCGAAGAUUGCAACUCUGGUCUGGCUUUUGGUGGAAAUAAGACGCGCAAGCUCGAGUACAUUAUCCCAGAAGCCAUCAAUGGAGGUUAUGAUACACUCGUGUCUAUUGGUGGUAUCCAGUCGAACCAGACACGUCAAGUAGCAGCCGUCGCUGCUCAUCUUGGAUUCAAAUGCGUCUUGGUACAAGAGAAUUGGGUCAACUAUCCGCCUGAGGAAGCUCUUGUAUAUGACAAUGUUGGUAAUAUUGAGCUCUCGCGUAUUUUAGGAGCAGAUGUGCGUCGAGACUCUGCCGGUUUUGAUAUCGGCAUUCGUCCAAGUUGGGAGGAAGCCAUGGAGAGUGUUAAAAAGGCGGGUGGUAAGCCAUAUCCCAUUCCUGCCGGCUGUUCAGAACAUCCAAAGGGUGGAUUAGGCUUUGUUGACUUUGCAGAAGAAGUUCGAGACCAAGAAAAGGAGCUUGGUUUCAAGUUCGACUACAUCAUCGUGUGUGCUGUUACGGGUAGUACAAUGGCCGGUAUGGUGGUUGGCUUUGCAGCAGACGGAAGGGCGAACAAGGUGAUUGGGAUUGACGCGUCUGCUACACCUGACAAGACCCGGGAACAAGUGCUACGUAUAGCUAAGAACACUGCCAAACUUGUAGAAUUGGGGCGCGAAAUUACAGCGGAUGAUGUCGUACUCGACACACGCUUUGGUGGUCCAGAGUAUGGACUUCCCAAUCAAGGCACACUAGACGCUAUUCGACUAUGUGCUCGUACUGAGGGAAUUUUAACAGACCCUGUGUACGAAGGCAAGUCUAUGGAUGGGAUGCUCUCAAUGGUUCGCAAUGGCGAGUUUCCUGAAGGCUCCAAGAUAUUGUAUGCUCACUUAGGCGGUGCGCCAGCGUUGAGUGCGUACAGUUACCUAUUCAAGGAAGGUUAA
Messenger RNA from Plasmopara halstedii, 1029 nucleotides. Its product is annotated as 1-aminocyclopropane-1-carboxylate deaminase. Gene Ontology annotation, molecular function: 1-aminocyclopropane-1-carboxylate deaminase activity; D-cysteine desulfhydrase activity; pyridoxal phosphate binding. Gene Ontology annotation, biological process: amine catabolic process. NCBI's taxonomy places the organism in Eukaryota, Oomycota, Peronosporomycetes, Peronosporales, Peronosporaceae. The transcript has a single exon. The coding region runs from base 1 to 1029 and encodes 342 amino acids. The record is from RefSeq and is a predicted model, not a curated record.